AUGCUCGGCGGCUCACCAAAGCACUCCAACACAACGAGACCCUGCUCGACGAGCUCAUGUCGCUCCACGCCCACAUCCUGGACGAGCGCGCCGUGGACACGGUGGAGGCCCGAUCGACAUUGCCGGCGACGACAGACGCUGCGCCGUCUGCGCUCGUGGCGGGCCAGCCGAAGCGGCGGCCGCGGUCGCUCACGACGUCGUGCGACGACCGAGUCGUCGAGGCGAUGA
Messenger RNA from Acanthamoeba castellanii str. Neff, 228 nucleotides. RefSeq lists its product as uncharacterized. Bases 1 to 228 code for a protein of 75 amino acids. NCBI's taxonomy places the organism in Eukaryota, Discosea, Longamoebia, Acanthamoebidae. The record is from RefSeq and is a predicted model, not a curated record. The transcript has a single exon.